GUAGUUGCUGCUUGACAUGGACAAAUCUCCACGGCUGCUGUCAAAACAAAGAGAUCAACAUAGGAAAAAACGGGAUCGUCGCGCUGUUCCGCGAAAUCGCUGGGUGGAAGUUGUGCGCUGAGGCAGAGAAACAGGUUCUCGCUUCGAAACAGUGCUCUUCCCUGCUUCCAUUCGAAAUGUUGCGACGACAUCGCACCUGCUAAGACGCAUCCCUUCAUACCAGUCGGACAGCACCGAGCGAGUGAGUUCUUUGCGGUCGCUAGUGAAGUGUAAUUGUUUCUCCCAUUCAGAGUCGGUGCUUGUUUUGUGUGUCGUUCUUAAAGUGUGUAGUGUCCUGUGUGGAACCAUAUUCCGUCCAUAAAUUUACAAGCCGCACAUAAAUCUUGUGCUUACACAAUAGCGUUUUGUCAAAGGGUGAAAAAGUCGGAAUCGGAAACAGCCUGCAGUACACGUGCGAUUUUUUGUUGAACGUGCGUGUGUUUGUGUAUUAUUCUGUGUGUGUUUGUGCGCAAUAGUGUUUCCACCCUCAGGUGAAUGUGUGUACCGUGUUCUGAUGACGUUGUUGAUCUUACGGAAAUACCACCAACGAUGUUGAAAGAGCUCCGUGUGACCGUGAACCGUGCGAUUGAAAAGAUUGUUGCACUAGGGGGCCUCCCACUUUGAAGACGUAAGGCAGAACAGGCAUCGCAUCAGGCGCUCCAUUUUCCCGUUAGAAAUUGUCUCGUCACAGCUUGCCCAGGGGCAACGUUUCCCGUUUCAAUCAACAGAAGAACAGGAAGAAACUAGCAAACCCAACCGGCCAAGGGUGAAAGGAACCCCCACCAACCCUAACGAAUGAAGUGAAACGAUGCUUUUGGCUACCUGCGAAUGGGUGUGUGAGAAGCUGAGAACAAGAUCGUGACAUUUGGCCUAUCCCUGGCAGGCCACCGUUGGGAAGAGAAUGUCAGCAACGUGAAUGUGACAGACGAUCGCGAUCGUACGAUUAUGAAGCUAGAGGGAGGCAUGCAUCUGCAGCAGCAGCUCAGCAGUGGCAGCGGUUCGUCUGGCCACGGUAAUCUUCUCGACGACAAAACCUACCAAUCGUCCCAUCAUCAGCAGCAGCUGCAGCAGAACAGUGUCAGCAUCGAGCUGUGUUUGGUGUGUGGCGAUCGGGCCUCCGGUCGUCAUUAUGGCGCGAUCAGCUGUGAAGGCUGCAAAGGCUUUUUCAAGCGCUCGAUCCGGAAGCAGCUUGGCUACCAGUGCCGUGGGUCAAUGAACUGUGAGGUUACGAAGCACCACCGGAACCGAUGCCAGUACUGCCGGUUGCAGAAGUGUCUCGCAUGCGGUAUGCGCAGCGAUUCCGUCCAGCACGAGCGUAAACCGAUCAUCGACAAGAAGGACGGUCAGAUGGGACCGAACCCGAACAGCAAGUAUAAUCCGCAUCGCAACAAAGAGUAUCAUCAUGGUGGAAGCGUUAAAAGUGAAUCGAAAGGUGCGAGUGCAGCAUCCUCUUCCGUAUCAUCGGCAGCAGCGGCCGCUUCUUUCCUGAACUAUCUGCCCGGGUUUAGUUUGGCAGACUUUACCGCGAACCUUAGCAAGCGUACGUUCGGUGACAAAUCGAUCGGCCGUGAUGGCGUACAGUCGGAACGACCUGCAGCAUCCAGCUCGGUUGGCCACCAGUUUGCUUCCAGUGGGGCUGGUAGUGUCGGAACUGGUGCGGGUGGUAGUGGAUUGUCCGGAAGCCCGUUCGGAAGUUUGCAAUCGCUGAAGAUGGAAGUACCCGAUCGGCAGACCGGUUCGGAGCUGGGGAAUGUGUCGACGAGUGCGGCCGAUUCGAUUGCUGCGCUGAUUGGAUUAAAUACGACGGCAGCCGUAGCAGCGGUAGCGAUGUCGAGUGCAACGUUGGGUGCCACGACUCCCAGUGCGGCGGCAGCUGCAGCCGCUGCUGCUUCUCUGCUUGCCGCCGAUACAACAGUUGAUCGGAGCGGCGGUGGUGAUGGUGGUGGUGGCGGAGGAGGUGGUAGUGGCGUGGGUUUGCGCGGAAGUAAUUCGAAUGUGUCGUCUGGUGGAGCUCACUUUCCGUCCCUUGCGAUGGAUACCAGUGAGACGGGCUCGCUGGAUAAAUCGUUGCUGUGCAGCUCGCUGGAGUUUAUCCAAAACAUGGAGCAAGAGCUGAACAGCAGCCUUAACAACAACUUUGGUAUUAAGUCUGAGCUAAACAGUAGCAGCGAUGAGGUGUGCAUUGAGUUCGAUUAUGGUGGAAUCGGACGGGGCGAAUCGAUACUGACCGAGAGCUGUGUAGCCUUCGACAUUCAGGUGCCAAACGUGCUGCCCAACUAUCUGAGCGUACAUUACGUGUGCGAGACCGGUUCGAGGUUGCUGUUUGCGACGGUCAACUGGAUGAAGAAGAAUCACGUCUUCCAAAUGCUCAGUGAUGGUUUUCAAGGUGAACUGGUGCGCCAGGUGUGGCCGGAACUGUUUAUGAUCGGUUUGGCACAGAGCAGUGGUCAGCUUUCGUUUAACACGAUCAUGCUGGCACUGAUCCAAUACAUGAAAACGGUCAUCCUGAACAAGAAGUAUAGUGUCGACGUCAUCAACUACCUGAAGAAGUACAUCUUGCUGAUACAGGAGUUUGUGAACGAUCUGCAGAAGAUGAAUUUGACCGACCAGGAGUACGCGUAUUUGCGAUUACUAUCGAUCUUCAAUCCCGAUAAUGCCUUGCAAGAUAAGGAAAAAAAUCAACAUCUGGUAAAGCUGCAGGAGCACAUACUGGUCGAGUUUCGGGAGUAUUAUCGCGAUCGACACGCACGGCUUGCGAGUAGUGAAAGUGAGGAAAAUCUUCGCGCUACCGAGGAGGAUGAAAACGAUGAGGAUGAUGUGGAUUAUUACGAGCGUCGCCAGAACCGUCACCACCAUCAUCGACAACAUCAGCACCGUGGCGCCGGUGAUGGCGAUCAUCAGCGUGAUCAGGUACAGGGUGAGCAGCGGUUGAUGAAGCUGCUGUUAAAGCUACCGACACUGCGUGCACUCAACUCCAAGUGCGAUCUGGAAGAUCUGUUCUUUAACAAUCUAAUCGGUCAGGUGCAGAUCGAUAGCGUGCUCACGUACGUGAUGCAAACGAACGAUGGGGCAAUUUCGUUUUCCAAUCUGGUACAAAAGUACGACCCAAUCGGGGGCAGCAGCAAUAGCAACAACGGUAUCCCAACGGCGAUGGAUAGUGACGAGUAGGAAAAGGGAAGCAUUAGUACUGAAGAGACUGAAUGAUUGGCGUUUGUCUUUCUUCCACCGGAAGUGCAUUCAAAAUGUGUUGACGCCUAACGCAAAGGCAGCUUAAGCAGCUUAAGGAUACGUUUACUAUCCUUCACCUACGGCCUUUAGUCUAUUUUAAUUCGCUUAUUUUAUGUUUUAUCGCUUGCGUUGCUCCUCUGAAAGAUGCACAACCUGAGCAUAACCCUAAGCGUGGCCUUCCCUUUUUAUAGCCUGUUAAAUGAUUUCAAAUUAACGCGUAGGAUAACAAUUUCGUUCUAGAAUGAGUAGUAUUAUUAGCUUUCUUUUUUAUUGUUUCCCUCCUAAAAAGGAUUAUACGAUAAGUACUGUGAACAGGCUUCCGAGUUUUUUGAGCAAUUGUAUCUAUUCAAUGAAUUGUUUCAUUUCAACGUUGUGUGGGUAGAAUUGCGAUUUAUCUCAAGCAACCGUUUUGAUCCACCGCGCUUUUUCUGCAAUCUUGGUAGAUGCGGAAGUGUCUAGCACCACUACCAUCCAAUACACAAAAACUUAGCGAGCAAACAUGUAUCCGUACCUGAGGCAAAGUAAUAGUUGUUUAGAAAACGAUCGUUUGUUCGUGUAAAGUGCGCAAAGCGAAGGCGAAACAAAACAUUAUUGUGGUUUUCACAAAGGGAGGAAAAUAACAGGCAAUAUUUAGCAAUUAAGAUUUCAUCAGGUUUACGUCCCAGAUUGGCAUUCAGCAGAAGGUGUUGGCCUGUUUUUGGAGAGCCGAUGUGUUAGGUUAUUUAUAUAUAUACACAAUGUAUAACAAGUAUUGAGAGGAGUAUUGCUGCAUAGUUUAUAGAUCUAUAUACAUAUAUGAUUCGGAAUCCAGAACCCUCCUCAUACACACACACACCAACACCACUUUACGACAAUAUUUUCUCCACUCAGGAGAAUCAAAUUAGACUACACAGGGGUAGCGUUAAGGAAGAAAUACAACAAUCGAAACAAAUAAACUUUACUUUAUAUGUAGUGUUGUGAUAUGUGCUUGAAACAUACUUCACAUACACUCCUCAUUGAA
Molecule: messenger RNA, 4267 nt
Organism: Anopheles funestus (African malaria mosquito)
Lineage: Eukaryota; Metazoa; Arthropoda; Insecta; Diptera; Culicidae
Gene: Hr78
Product: nuclear hormone receptor HR78
Exons: 6
Coding region: 985-3207 (740 amino acids)
Biological process (GO): regulation of transcription by RNA polymerase II; anatomical structure development; cell differentiation
Molecular function (GO): RNA polymerase II cis-regulatory region sequence-specific DNA binding; nuclear receptor activity; zinc ion binding
Source: RefSeq, a predicted model, not a curated record